GACUGGCACCCGAAGACACACACCCGCGAAGUGCCCACAGAUGCCUUUGGAACCAUGACCUUUACUAAUCUGGGGAAAAACAGUGCCAAGUAUGUCCGAGUCUCCGUCGACACUCCCCCUGAGAAUCUGUUUGAGUUGCUGACAUCCUGCUGGCAGCUCGAUGUGCCCAACCUGCUGAUCUCAGUUACCGGAGGUGCCAAGAACAUUGUCAUGAAGCCACAGCUGAGGAAUAUGUUCCGUCGGGGCUUGAUCAAGGUGGCACAGUCCACAGGUGCCUGGAUUAUCACGGGUGGCUCACAUGCCGGUGUCAUGAAGCAUGUCGGGGAGGCAAUGCGAGACUCUGCCUUGAGCAGUACGUCCAAAGAUGGAAAGAUUGUAGCCAUUGGCAUCGGCACCUGGGGGAUUGUGUAUAACCAGGAAAGUCUGAUCAGAAGGCCAGGGAGCAGCUUGCCAGCAGAGUAUGCCAUUAAUGAGGGAAAGCAGGGCCAGCUGUCCUUUCUGGACUACAACCACUCACAUUUCAUCCUGGUCGACGAUGGCACCCAUGGCAUCUACGGGGUGGAGAUUGUGCUGAGGGCUAAACUGGAGAAGUUUAUAGCCAAACAGACCAUAGGGAAGAGUGAGAAUGGAGGUGUUGGCAUAAACAUCCCAGCAGUGUGCCUCGUGUUGGGGGGCGGCCCGGGCACCUUGGAUACCAUCUACAACGCCAUGCAGAACGGCACACCCUGUGUGAUCCUGGAGGGCUCGGGUCACGUCGCUGAUGUGAUAGCUGAAGUUGCCACCCUACCUCUUUCCCAGAUCACAGUGGAAGAGGUACAGAAACACCUUAAGACCUUUUUCGCCAAGGACUUUGACUGUUUCUCCGAUGACAAGAUUAUCGAAUGGACGAAGAAGAUCCAGGACAUCAUGAGAAUACCCCAACUGUUGACGGUCUUCCGAAUGGACAAGAAGGUCAACAAGGAACUGGACAUGGCCAUCCUGCAGGCUGUGCUCAAAGCUUCCAAGAAUGUGGACUAUUAUGGGCAUGACAACUGGGAGCACCAGCUGAAGCUCGCUGUGGCGUGGAACAGGAUGGACAUUGCCAAGUGCAAGAUCUUCAAGGAUGACCAGCUCCUGAAGUCGUCAGGCCUGCGUCCUGUGAUGAUGGUGGAGGCGCUGAUUGCAGACAAGUCCAAUUUUGUGAGGCUCUUCCUGGAGAACGGCAUGAACCUCCAAGAGGUCCUGACCAAGAGCGUCAUGCUGGAGCUCUUUAACAACUUGUCUUCCAGCAGUCUGAUCUACCGCAUGCUGAUAAAGGAGCUGAAGGAGGAGGAAGUGGAGGGGCCGGAGCUGGCACAUGGCCAGUGGAGGAUCCAAAUGCACCACGUCUCCAAUGUUCUUCAGGAGCUCCUUGGAGACUUCACCCAGCCCCUUUACCACCUGCAGCGGAGCAGCUCCAAGUUUGCAGUGUUCAUACAUGUGAGGCUCUCUGGCGAGUUAGCGCUAAUGUCUAACCUACACCCCUCUGUCUUCUUGUAGUUGAAAAGCAAUGGGCAGGAAGUGUUUGAAGAUCCCAUCCGAGACCUCUUUAUUUGGGCGAUACUGCAGUGCAGGACUGAGCUGGCCCAGAUUGUAUGGGAGCAGUGCCAGGAUUGCUUGGCUGCUGCCCUUGCGGCCUCAAAGAUCCUCAAAGAGCUGGCGAAGAAGGAGGAGGAUACAGAUGGAUCAGAAGAGAUGCAGAACCUGGCCGAGGAGUACGAGAAGCACGCCAUCGGAGUCUUCACCGAGUGCCAUCGCAGAGACAAGGAACGAGCCCAGAAGCUGCUGAUCCGCGUCUCCAAGUCCUGGGGGCACAUCACCUGUCUGCGACUGGCACUGGAGGCAGACAACAAGAACUUUGUGGCCCAGGGCGGCGUGCAGGCCCUGCUGACUAAGAUCUGGUGGGGACAGCUGGCCGAGGACACCCAUUUGUGUAAGGUGCUGCUCUGCAUGCUCUUCUUUCCCCUCAUCUACACUGGACUCAUCACUUUCAGGCAGGAUGAACAGAUUAACAAACAAAAUGCCCGGCUAGAAGUUACUAGCAGUGAGUUAAUGGCAGAAAAUCCCAGCGUCCUGAAAAAAAGGUGGGAUAAAGAGAUGCCCAAGCAAAAUUCCCAACGGGGAGUCACUGAUGGCGACUUGAAGGCAGAAAAUCCCACCGUCACAAAAAGAAGGUACUCCCAUAAGAAGAUGCACCUGAAGCCUCUGACAUGUUGGAGCCGCCUACAGUACUUCUACUCGGCUCCGGUGAUCGUCUUCUACUGGAACGUCGUCUCCUUCUUUGGCUUCCUGUGGCUGUACGCCUACGUGUUGAUGAUGAACUUUCAGAAGCAGCCGGUGUGGCAGGAGAUUCUCCUGUACGUGUGGGUCUGCACCCUCUUCUGUGAGGAGCUCAGGCAGCUCUUCCACGGUCGGGACAAGCUUGGGUUCCUGAGGAAGGCAGAGAUUUACUUCAGUAAAAUGUGGAACGUAUUUGACGUGCUGAGCUUCUGCUUCUUUGCAGCAGGAGUGGCCUGCAGGCUGGCCCCCGCCACUUUGUACUUUGGUCGGAUCAUUCUGAGCAUCGGCUUCAUCGUUUACUGCCUGCGCCUCGUGGACAUUUUUACUGUAAAUAAAAACCUGGGGCCAAAGAUCAUCAUAGUGAAGCGCAUGCUCAAAGACGUCUUCUUCUUCCUCUUCCUGCUGGGGGUCUGGGUUGUGGCCUAUGGAGUCGCCAGACAGGCCAUCUUGAUUGAAAACGAGACCAGGCUGGAAUGGAUAUUCCGUGGGGUCGUGCACCAGCCUUACCUCACCAUCUUUGGACAGAUGCCCUCAAGCAUGGACAGUGUGAACUACGACGGAAGCCAGUGCACCGUGAAUGGUACCAACCCCACCAAACCCAAGUGCCCCAUUUUGGACAGUAACGGGAAGCCGGCCUUCCCCACCUGGCUGACCAUCAUUCUUGUCUGCAUCUACCUGCUGUUUGCCAACAUUUUGCUCCUCAACCUGCUGAUUGCCAUGUUCAAUUUCACUUUCCAGAUGGUACAGGACAACGAUGACCAGAUCUGGAAGUUCCAGCGUUUUGGGUUGAUCAAGGAGUACCACUGUCACCCGACGUUCCCACCACCCUUCAUCAUCUUGGUGCACAUCUACUUGUUCUUCAAGCGGGUUACCAAGCAGAAGGAGGACAAGAGAUACAAGCAGUUCAAACAAAAGCUGCCCAACAGCGAGGAGAUGGCGCUCCUCUCCUGGGAGUCCUUCAUGAAGGAGAUCUACCUGAUGAGACUGCAGCAGGAGCUGAGCAACAGCAACGAGCAGAAGAUCCAGGACCUGACCGAUAGGGUUGGCAUUUUGGUCAAACUACUGGAAGGUGACAAUGGCAAGCAGGUCAUUGAGAAGCGGCUGGCACACUUGGAGGAGCAGGUGAGAUUUGGGAGCAUAAAUGGUGUGGCAGGUUGGCCUCUGUGUGGUGCUGACACUGGCGCUAUGCCACUCUGCUUCUCUUGCAGGUGUCAAUGUCUAUGGAGGCAUUAG
Messenger RNA from Polypterus senegalus (gray bichir), 3531 nucleotides. Its product is annotated as transient receptor potential cation channel subfamily M member 2-like. Gene Ontology annotation, cellular component: membrane. Gene Ontology annotation, biological process: calcium ion transmembrane transport. The record is from RefSeq and is a predicted model, not a curated record. Lineage: Eukaryota; Metazoa; Chordata; Cladistia; Polypteriformes; Polypteridae. The transcript is spliced from 24 exons. Gene Ontology annotation, molecular function: ligand-gated calcium channel activity.